Molecule: messenger RNA, 731 nt
Organism: Gasterosteus aculeatus aculeatus (three-spined stickleback)
Lineage: Eukaryota; Metazoa; Chordata; Actinopteri; Perciformes; Gasterosteidae
Gene: snrpd1
Product: small nuclear ribonucleoprotein D1 polypeptide
Biological process (GO): spliceosomal snRNP assembly; RNA processing
Molecular function (GO): RNA binding
Source: RefSeq, a predicted model, not a curated record
UUUGAUGACGUAGAUUUAGCGCGACUGAAAACGUAAAGCUUACAACAGCGGCCUGUGUUGUUUCACUCGACCGUUGUAAUUUUUGUCUCCUGUGGAGGAUUGUCUCUACAUUCUGCCAUCAUCAUGAAACUAGUCAGGUUUUUGAUGAAACUCAGCCAUGAGACUGUGACCAUUGAACUGAAGAAUGGCACCCAGGUCCAUGGCACCAUCACAGGUGUCGAUGUGAGUAUGAACACCCACCUGAAGGCGGUAAAAAUGACCCUGAAAAAUCGGGAGCCCACUCAGCUGGAAUCGCUGAGUAUUCGUGGCAACAAUAUUCGGUACUUCAUCCUCCCGGACAGCCUCCCACUGGACACCUUGCUGGUUGACAUCGAACCCAAGGUCAAGUCCAAGAAGAGAGAAGCAGUGGCUGGACGCGGACGAGGCAGAGGAAGAGGCCGCGGUAGAGGAAGAGGACGAGGUCGGGGCGGCCCGAGGAGAUGAUCACCAUGCUGUACAUUUUUUGGCCGCCACCCCACUGUUUGUUCAGAAGAAAGAUUUUGUGACUUUCAAUGGUUUUUUUUGUUCAAUUUCCUUUUUUCUUAUUUUGUACAUUAAAAUCCCUGUGAGGAUAAAGUGACUCUUUGUAUUAUUGCUGCAUUGCUAAUGGGGUUUGUUUUGUUAUUCAAUCACAUCAUUCCCCUGACAUUGUAUUUGUGUUAUGUGGCGGAAUAAAGUACCAUUGUCUUGAA